Abrus precatorius (Indian licorice) is the source of this 3085-nucleotide messenger RNA. RefSeq lists its product as uncharacterized. The record is from RefSeq and is a predicted model, not a curated record. The coding region runs from base 148 to 2616 and encodes 822 amino acids. Lineage: Eukaryota; Viridiplantae; Streptophyta; Magnoliopsida; Fabales; Fabaceae. The transcript is spliced from 6 exons.
AAGGAAAGGAAAAUUUUUUGUUAUUUUAAUCCUAUUGCUGGCAUAUCUUAGGUACUCUUUCGAUUUCUGGAAUUCUUCAGUAGAUUUGAUUGGAAUAACUAUUGCAUUAGUUUGUGGGGACCAGUGCCUAUUAGUUCACUUCCUGACAUGAAAGCUAAGCCUCCAAGAAGGGAUAGCAAAGAGUUGUUUUUCAGUGAACAGUUUCUUAAUUCUUGCAAGUUCUGUUAUGGUGCUAUCCCAAGUAGCCAAGAGAAUGAAGAGAAACCUUUUCUCUCCAAAUACUUCAAUGUUAUAGAUCCCUUGUGUGCAAAUAACAAUUUGGGGCGGAGCAUCAGUAAAGGUAGCUCCUUUAGGAUAAAGAGUGCAAUUGCUUUAGGUGUGCAGCGGUUAGUGAGAUUGCUGGAUUGCCCAAAAGAUAAUAUAAUACCUGAAUUUGAUUUGUUUUUCAAAAACACAUGGGAUAGAAACGGAAAUGGUUACUGGAUGGAUGCAUACUUUUAUAAUCUUUAUGUGAGACAUAAUGAUGUUAAAACUUCAACAAGUCAUGAAUCUGAGGUUGAUCGGGCUCAAGCUUCUCAUGGUAUUUAUCAGCAUUUGGAAGAAUCAAAACAAAUGCCUGGAACUUCUAAUAUAGAGCAUGCAAGUUCCAUGAAGAAUGCACUGACUAAGGGAGGCCAAAAUCCUACAUAUUCAUCAAAUGAUGUUCACGACAUGCUUCGCUUUACCAGGUUUUACCCUAGUCCAGAAUUUGCUCAUAUGUACAGUGAAGUUCCAACUCAACAUUGGUAUCCUGGGUUAUCAGAAAGAGAAAGUGGACAGAUCCAUUCUGCUCCUUCAAGUGUUGACAAUAGCUCCAGUUCAAGAUAUGAAGUUUUAGACAACCAUAAUAUCAGAAUUCCAUGUGAAAAUCAGCAAUCUUUCGGGAAGAUUUCAUAUGAUUGGAGAUAUGAAGAUGCAGUUGACCCGGGAGAUACUUCAAGUGGUUAUUAUUAUGACUUUGGCCCAGGUGUCAAUAACGAAAUUGGCCUUCCUGUUGAUGAGGCAAUGCUGAUGCAUCAGGAAGAUCACCGUUUUCCAUACUUCAAUGGAUGUCUGCAAACACCAAUAGAUGCGAGUUCAAGUAGUGUCUCUUUUCCAUCAUCACCACCAGCACAUGUUUUACCUUCAGAAUACACACAUGGAAACACAUUCAAUGUGCUUCACGCAAAUGUCCCUUCUUUUGAUUCCUUUUCGGACCAAGUGAUGCCUUACUCUCAGGACUUGGUUCCAUUCCCUUCAUUUGAAUGGUCAUUAAAUAAGCAAGGAAUUGCUGAACCAGUUGAUUAUAAUGAGUUAGUAGCUCAUUCAGAUCAUGAAAGGCAAAUGGCUAAUAACAGUGGUUCCAGCCCUGGUAAUUCGUCUUCGCAGACUGGUUCUACAAGUUACAUGCCAAAAGAUUAUGCUGUAACUACUGAACAAAAUUGGUUAACCGAAGAAAGAGAGCGCGUUGAUCCACCUGAUGCAAGAAUCAUAAAGGGUGAUGUGAACUAUAGAGCAAGCUCUAGUUACCCACCUUUGCAUUCAACCUCAAGGGCCAACCCAUCUUCCUCUACUUUCUCUAUUGGAUCAUCUUCAAAGACUUUUCAACCUGAUGGUGUUAGUGGAGAUAGGAUUAGCAAAUCAACUGUAGGCACUGACUGGAGUGAGAACACAACUAUUGAAACCGAUACACCAUGUGUUCAGACUCUUCAAACUGUGCCUAAUUCAUCACUUCCUGACACUCCUCUUCAUGUUGAUCCUGGUUCAAGUAAGAGAGCUGUUGAUAACCAAAUUUUAUUACCAGUUUCAUGUGGUUCCUCUGGACCAUCAUUUCAAGUUCCUAAUAUGUUCCCAAACUACCAUCUUCUUACUGAUACUGGAACUAGUUUGGACAUGGAUGCUGCGCUAGGCAAUCAUUAUACUCCUGAGUCAAUUGUCGAUGUGGAUUCUACUCCACAUUCAGAUACUUUCCCUGUUAACCGUACCAGUCAUGAUGAACCUUCAGAUAAUUCUGUGAAAGAAAGUCAUGAUAUUUUGGAUGGUGAUUUUACAAGCUAUUGGGUGAAUAUGCAGUAUGGACGGUUCUGUCAGAAUCGACAAUCAGAUGCGUCUUUGCUUUAUCGUCCCUCCUUUCAAAUGUAUUUAAGGGGACAAUUUCCAUGGUAUAGGAAACCUUCAGGUGUCAUGAACAUUACGAGUCAGGAUUGUCCCCCAGUUCCUGUUAUGACAGCUCAACUUGCUUCUGCCUUGCCUGGAGGUACUACUCAACAUGCUGGCUUUUGGCUUCCUAGAUUAAGUGAUGGGACUGGGACUUACCUGCCAAACCCAACAUCCUACCAACAGAGAAUUUACAGGAGAAAGGAUUAUCCCAGAGAAAAUUUCAGAUAUGACAGAAGGGAUAAUCAUAAUGGAAGAGAAGGAAUUUCUAAUUGGAAUUCAAGAUUUUCCACCCGCGGCCAGUUUCACAACACAUUUGAGAGGAGGCCAGGUACAAUUGAAUCAUCACAUCAUGGUGAACGCCCACGUAGUGCUUUUAAUAGGCUAACAAAGUUUGAUAGAGAUUCUAUACAUUCUUCUCCGCGCAAUCCCUCAGCAUAAAAAAUCCUUGGGGUUCAACAAGACGAGCACCCAGCCAAUAAACAGAGAUGCUGAUUUUCUGCUUAGCCAGAAAUAUUUUCCUCUUCGGUUUGUGCCUCCUCUACUAGGAUGAAGCUUGGACUGAUGACCAUUUUGUACACAAGAAGACAGUGUGAUAACAGUGACAAUACUCACUUUCUCCCUAACGUUGUGCCAUUUUUAUGAUGGUAUCAAGAGGGAUUCCAGUAGCUAUGGAAAAAGCACGUGUUAUCUUCAAUUUACCACCCCCAUUGUUAGGGGUUGUCUUUUAGUGUAAGAAAAUUGCUAUAUAGAGUUUAUCCUUUGUAGGCUUUUAUUAUCUCCUGUAGUAUCAGGCUCGUAUAUUAUGAAUGUCUUUAUGAAAACAACUGAUUUUACUCCCUUUAAAUUGUUAUCAAUGUUUUAAUGCUGAAAGAUGGCUCAAGAAGUUAUUCUUUCUUGGAACCUUUUC